AUGCCAAGAACUCAAGCCCAGCAGAAAGAGGAAGAAGAUGUGCUAUCUAACGUGAGCGACGUUGAAGCGGAGGACGAAGAGCUGGUCAUCAUGUCGAUUCUAUUCGAUCGAGGUGAACUUGGUGUCGCAAUUUACAACGCUUUGGACACGAGUCUUAAGACUUUGCAGAUACAAAUCGAUGAUUCAAGAGAUCUAGAGGAGAUACUGGAGCGACUACAUACACAAUUCGAGGUGACUCGCGUGCUAGUUUCGUCUAGAAAUGCAAGUACAAAUGGAAUGCUUCGAAUGGUGAAGAAGAUCGACGAAAAACUGCAGACGAAGACGGGAAUUAGCGUCCGAAAGCAUUCAGAUUUCAGCUACUUAAAAGGUACUCAAGCAAUUGGGCAUGUCCAGAUCGGAGACACUCGUAAUAAGAUCAGAAAAUCUCAACCACGAUCGACGUCAAGGAACGAAACCUACACAUUCCUGCAAAGCUUCUUUGAUUUUGAGAGCACUCAGCUGAUUCGUGCCACCGGCGCAUUGCUGCUCUACUUGAACACUGAAAAGACCGGGAAUCAAUUAGAUGAUGUUGAAUCCGUGUUUUUUUCAACGGUGGAGCAAGUUGCACUCGAAGGAUUCAUGUACAUUGACAAGACCACUCUGCAGUCCCUUCAGAUAUUCAACCAUGAGGCACAUCCGUCGCUUAUCAAGGGAUCUGGUCGAGCAAAGGAAGGCUUUAGUCUUUUUGGACUUCUCAACCGCACCAUGACCAAAUCUGGCGGCUGCAUGUUGCGUCGUUGGAUGCUAACUCCGCUUGUCAGUAGUGUUCAAAUCGCCGAGCGCCAUAAUUCUGUCGCGUUCUUCGCGAAUACUGAAUACGAUGAGCUUCGGCAACUAUUGUGUGGAAAGCUGAAACGGUUUAGAGAUGUGAAUGGAAUUUUUCAGCGCAUCAAAAGGCGCUGCGCUUCAGUUAGUGACUGGUGUCGAUUUGCUGCCUCCAUUGGGAGUUUCUUGGAAGCACAGUCCCUCAUAGAAAGCCUCAGCGAAACAAGCAACUCGCUGCCUAAUCUAUUUGCAAGGGUCAUAGGGGAGCGUGGUGUCAUUCACGUUAGCAAUUUGCUGGGAAAUGUAGUGGAUUUUGAAGAGAGCCAACAAGAACGCACAGUGGUUAUUAGAAGUGGCGUGUCGGAAGCGCUGGAUGAGGCACGAAAACGCUAUGAAGAUCUUGACAAUGUAUUGACGGAGGUCGCGUUUCAGGUCCAAGAGGCAAAUCCAUCUUUGUCAUCGAUCACAGUCCAGUACAUUCCUCAAGUUGGGUAUGUCAUCUGCUGUGAAUCCCCCACCACGUUGCCGGACUUUGUGUUCCAAUUUCAAGAAGACGACACAACAUUCUAUUACAAGGAUGCUUGCUGCCGCGAUUUGGACGAGUCGAUUGGGGAUAUUUAUGGUUACAUUCUGGAUGCGCAAAGAGAACUUCUGGAAGAGCUAACGAUGGCAUUGCUGGAGUACGAGGGUAGUAUCCAUGAGAUGACUUGGAUCAUGUCCUAUCUUGAUUGCUUGAUCUCGUUCGCAUCCUGUGCAAAAAGCUUCAAUUUUACUCGUCCAACAAUAAGUGAGAGCAACAUCUUGAAGGCGACUCAAGCUCGCCACCCUCUCCAGGAGCUACUAGUUGAGCACUACAUCCCCAAUGACGUUUUACUAAAUUCUAGCGACUGGCUGAAAAUUGUAACGGGACAAAACGGAUCGGGAAAAUCCGUCUAUUUGAAAGUGGUUGGUCUGCUGCAAUACAUGGCUCAAAUCGGAUCCUUCGUGCCAGCUGAAAAAGCGGAGAUAGGGUUGGUUACGAAAGUUUUCAGCAGAAUUCAGAGCAUGGAAUCCGCGACAGUGUCACAAAGCUCCUUUACGAUCGACUGCAACCAGAUGGCAUGGAUGCUCAACCACGGCGACGGUCGCUCGCUGUUCUUGAUUGACGAAUUUGGAAAAGGAACGGCUGAGCUCGAUGGAAUUGCUUUGUUGAGUUCAAUCAUCAACCAUCUUUCCAGAUGCAACUUCACAAGCGGAAGACCCCGGGUUGUGUUGACGACCCAUUUUUUGGAAAUCUUUCGUGACGACCUGCUUGAGCCGUCACUGUUUAUCGGCCAGUCGCUGACUCCAAAUGAUGGCCAUCAAUCUGGUAGCUCAUCCGACACUGGCCGCAUAAUGUGUAAUGUCAUGGCGUCCACAGAUGCGCCAGAAUCGUUUUCAGCAACGUCCAGCGCUGUUCCGCUAUUUGAGCUGCGUCCCGGUAUUUCUAAGCAUAGCAAUGCACUAACGUGUGCUUUGAAGUGCGGAAUACCGCAGCAGUUGGUCGAACGGGCCCAAGAAGUACUGGAUUGCAUCAAGCAUGGUUUGCCCAUUCCAUCUCGGCAGCAGUCGACAGGACCUUCCCCAGAGGAGCAACUUGCUGUGUUUUUUGCAUCAAUUAAUGAUUGGCAGUGUGCAGAAGAUGAUGUUAUUGCCAAGUUCUUGGCAAUGGCGCGGAUGGGCACGCAAUAA
Messenger RNA from Peronospora belbahrii, 2514 nucleotides. NCBI's taxonomy places the organism in Eukaryota, Oomycota, Peronosporomycetes, Peronosporales, Peronosporaceae. The record is from the annotation of a GenBank genome assembly.